CUGAUGUCAUAAUUUAUGGAGGAUGCUUUGGAAAUAGAAGAACAAAGGAGGAAGGACAAACAAGGACGCCAGCUCAUGCUGGCUUCUUCUCCAGCCAUACAUGUAUGUGGGAAGGUCUGCCAUCAACAUCUGGAUGGGCGUGGGUUUCCAUGGUUUUUGCCCGGUUUCCUCCCACCUUAAUGCUGGCCGCUGUUGUGCAGAUGUGGAGAGACGUCAUCUGACCUUUGACCCCAAGCAAGAGCCUUUGUCAUCAAGCUGUCAGACAGCAAAAGUGGGAAUCUCCCAAACUGCCAUUCUGUGGAAGCAGCCAAGCGUGACGGUUGUAUUCUGACACAUAGCACAGUGGCGUGUGCAGUACAGUGCCUGUCUGCAGACUACGCUACAUGUAUUCUCUGUCAACUCAGUCAGAUGGAAACCAGGGUUGAUUGGAAGCUGUGAACUGAAGUGAACAGACGUGAACAGAAGUGAUCGUGGUUUGAUGGUGUGGAGCUGAUAACCCCAUGGAUUUCCACUGGUCAGGAAUAGACAUUCCCGGACACGUCUCCCCAUGGACAGGAAUGGGCUUACAGUCUCUAUGUAUGCUGGUACCUGCAAACAGCUAAAGAUAUGAUGAGUUCAACACUGGUGGAAACGGUUUCCAUCAACUAUGAAGACUUUAACGACAGUUUCCUGACAUGCGGUACGUGUCUGUGUAUAUACGACGGGCAGGAGCAUGCUCCUAAGCUCCUGCCUUGCUCUCACACCGUCUGUCGCAGCUGCUUAGAGAGGAUCGCAGAGGCACAGGUACACGACACAGGAACAUUUCGAUGCCCGAUUUGUCGUGAGACAAUCGCCUUCCCACGUGGCGGUGUGACGUCAUUUCCUCCCAGUUUCUUAGUUAACCAGCUGCUUGAUCUCAUGUCCCGACAACGGCGAGAAGUGAUCCCAAAAUGCUCCCACCACACUGGAGAAGAGCUGCUGUUUUGUGAGACAUGUGACCGUGUUUUUUGCACACAGUGCACAGGUGGAGAACACAGUGGACGUGGAGCUAGUGAGCACACUGUCAUCCCUUUCUCCAUUGCUAUUAAGAGGAUGUCAGAAAUCCUACUGUACAAAGCACACUUAUGCAUCAAAAAUUUGAACAAUGCUUAUGACACAGUGUCUACAGAGUUGUCUCGGCUAGAGACAACUGUAGAACGGACGAUUGAGUCAAUAAACCGAUCGUUUCAGGAUCUGAUCUGUGUGGUGGAAAAGCGUCGGCACGAGUGCUUGCAGCUAGUGAGGAAGAUUCGUGAGGAGAAGAAGACCGCACUGCGGGAGCAGAUGGACUUGAUUCAGAGUGAGAAAGAGAAGGUACAGGGAGAGUGUGACGGCCUCCAGUAUCAGGUGGAGGUCCGCAACAUCACGCGCAAAAUCGGUGAUCUCAAUGAGAAGUUGGAUGCAACCAGCACUCUGGCCGAACCCAGGGAAAACUCAUUCCUGUGUUAUGAAUACAAACACAACAGUGCUUACCGUGACGUUCUCAACGCCGUGUCCAGGUUUGGUGGAAUUAAGGUCAGCACAACCUUCCCAGCUCUCUCCACAGCUUGUGUGGGCAAGGCAAUUACCCACCUGCAAUCCACGAUCACGGUGACAACAGUGGAUUACCAUGGCAACACACGGACAACGGGUGGUGACCCUGUCACCACCUCACUUCAGACGGAGUCUGGGGAUUACAUUGAUACCAAAGUUACGGACAAUGAUGAUGGCACCUACACUGUCACAUAUGUCCCAACCAAAGCUGGCACCUGCAACAUGUCCAUCAAAAUAUUUCAGAGAGCAAUAAAAGACAGUCCCUUUAUGAUAGAUGUUACUGAGCAUAACAACCCUGUUUGGAAGUUUGGGAGCCGGGGUACUGGGGAGACACAGUUCCUACAGCCUGUUCGAGUGGCGCUAACGCGCAAUGGGUCGCUGUGUGUGCUGGACACUGGCAACAGUCGCAUCAAACUCAUUGGAAGCAAUGGGCUUUUCAGUAGCCACAUAGGCCCAGCUGGUUUAGAAAGUCAGAGUGGCACAGGGCUGGCCUUGACACCCGAUGACAAGAUUGUGGUGGUCAAUUGGAGAACUAAGACCAUCUCAGUGAUUGAUCUGGAUGGUACCCUUAUCAACAGUUUCACGUCAGAUAGUUUCGUCGAACCAAUCGAUGUGGCUGUGAACAGCAAAGGGGAGUUUAUUGUGGCUGACAACGGUGCUGGUAAGGUGUUUAUGUUUGAUGAGAUGGGCAAACUGUCAGUCACAUUUGGGGCCAAAGGUGACAAGGAGGGUCAGUUUAAACUAAUGACUGCUGUCACUGUGGGAAAGUGUGACGAAAUUCUUGUGGCUGACCAUAGGAUUCAGAUCUUCAGCAAAGAGGGAAAGUUUUCCCGCCAAAUUCCCAUCUCAGGGAAGGGCCAGUAUGGUGGUGUUUGCGUUGAUGCAAAUGGAUACAUAUUGGCAACCCGGAGUGAGCGAGGAAAGAGUUUUGUGCAAGUUUACAACUCCAGUGGCAAGUCUUUGUUUAGUAUUGACAGUUUCGAGGACAAACUGAAGAGACCGUGUGGUUUAGCACUAACUGCUGAUAACCAUGUGUAUGUCGUGGAUCUUGGCAAUGAGUGCAUCAAAAAAUACCGCUACAAGUGAUCUGGAGUACAACAUGCCUGCAUUAUGAGGAACUGAACAGAUGCCAGUCAUGAUCUGAUAAGUCACUUCCACCAAAGGGAGACAACAGUGGAUGAUUGGGAUGAAAGAGUGCUGCCCCCUACAUGAGUCUGCUUGGGGGCUCAUAGAAGAUUGUAUACAGAGACAGCAUUGAAGUGCACAAGAGUGUUGUCUUAUGAGAUGAAAACAUGCAUUCUUUGUGUCCUUGCUUGGACAUGUACAUCUGCAGAAAACAUCUCCUUUAUUCACACUUUUCAAGACGGAGAAUACUGAGGUUGAUGUCAUCCAAAGGAUGAUAAAAUUUCAUUAGCCAGAUAAGGAAGCUAAUAAGUAAUGCUCUCCUAAGACAAACUGAAAUAACUGUGAAAUACUUCUUAUAGACGUAAAAUAUUGAAUAUGGAACUUCCAUUGUACAUAGUUGUGUUCAGAGCUGGUUCCUGCCAAAACAGCUUAUGUAUGUGAUACACACAAUCAUAAUAGGUUCAGUGACAUUAGGUAUGAUCAAACAGCCAAAUGAACAAACAGUCCUGCGGUUAUAGUCACAUAAUCAUGAGAGUAAUAAUCAUUUGAAAAAUAGAAUUUUUAAAUCUAAAUUUGUUUUGAUCCGAUUUGGAGUCAUGAAUUAUGGACCAUGAUGAUGAAUGAACAAUUGUCUAUGGUGAAACAGAUAUUUAUUUCUAAUAGGUCCUUAUUUGAUCUCCGCUGCAUCUUUGAAAUUCAAAUUCAAAAAUGAUUAAAGUUUUCGUAAGAUGUUAAAGAUUUCCUAGUGACAUGAAGAGAAACAAACUUAUUUGAAAGAUCUCUGGAUAUGAGGUGUGUUUGACUUACUUUAAAGAACAUUUAGCUCCUAGGUACACUUCCCGAAUUUGUGAACAUGUGGUGUGAACUAUUGACUGGCCCUCACGCAAAAAAGAUCGAUUGGUCGGUGCAGUGAUAACUUGCAAGCCAAAUUAAAAUUAUAAGUGUUACGCUUAACGAUCUAUGACUCACAUAUCCGACAUUUCAGGGCUGAAGACAUUUUGUUGAACUGUGAAUCGGUUUUGUUUAUCACCUUUCCUGUCACAUAUAUGCACAUGAACACACCUGGUUAACUCUUUUUCUCACACAGACCUGACUAUUUUUCUCUCUCCACCGUCGUAAAGUGAUUGGGCAGACUUAUUCGCAUGGAUCUAGUUAAUACGAAAACACAGAAACUGGAAUGGAUCUGUUUGAUGCUUCUCAAAUUUUAUUUGUACUUUGUACAGCAUACAUUAACAUUUAACUGUACACAUUUGUGGCUUUUAAAGUUGGAAAACUGGUGAAGUCCAUUGAAAUGGAAGUGUUUUUUAAUUUGAAUGAAUGUACACAACAUACCAAAGACACAUCACCUAUUUAAAUGUAUAUGCAUUUUGUAGAAAGAAAGCAGAUGUUCAGGGCACCAUCUGGGACUAGCAUUAUCUUGGUGUUAAUCACAAAUGAAAAAUUAUACAUUAUCUUGGUGAUGUCAUGCUUCAUAUUAAAUGAACAUUCAGUGUCCUACAUGUAGAAACAUCUUGCACUCAUCCACCACCUAGUUAGGCAUAUGUUGUCAUCACAAACAUAGAACAGUUUUGUAACUUUGUAUACAUGCAAAGAAAGGUUAAUGUAUGUAGUUUUGCAUGGACCAUGUAAACCAACUGUGUCUACAACUCUCUCUAUCCGGUGUUGCUAGUGCCUACUCUACCUGUAUGUGAUUAGCAAACUCUACCUCGUUAAGACAUCGUUUAGAAAUGUACAGGUACAUGUUGUCUGUGGUGUGUCAUGUCAUUUAAGCCUCUGUGUUUAUACGAGUUUGUAGGUCUUGCAAAAUUGUUCAUCAGAAUACAGUUGUUCCCUGGGAGCUGUGUGCAAGCUCAUUUCAACCAUUUUUAUGAAUUUUGUUACAGCUUCUUUAUGAAUCUGUAUUGACUAAGAAAAAUAUCAAAACUUACUACUUUAGGAACUGUUCAGUGAGAGAGGAUGUGAUCCGGGUAUGUUGCUGGGUAAAACAGGCCUCAGGAGGUCUAUUUAUAUCCUCCACACUGUCACUUGAUGCACGCCUGCAGGUGGUGCAAACUUUUUUAUGGAUGAAGAUAGAAAAAGUCCAACUGUACCAUGUGACAUGUCAGAAAUGUUGGAUAACAUUUUCUGACAAGAGUUUGAUAAAAAGUAAUUUAGAGUACAUGAAUAAUGGAGAAAACUGAGGAGCUGAACAUUUGUGAACUUUAGACGUUACUAUAGGAUAGAGGUGUCAGUUGUGCCUAUGGAAAAGGUUGAUAAAGGUGUUCGGUAAAGUAAUGUCAACAAAGGUUGCCUAACAUUUUUCACAAGUCACAUGAUACAGUAGGACUGUUUUUACCUUUGAAGACAAAAGAGUUCCAGCUCGUUAAUCCAAUUCGUGUAAUAAUAACAUCAGUGUAGGGUGGGGGACAAUUUACAAAUCUCUGCUGCUAGUUGCCAAUGUUCCAUGUAUAUAUAACAAUGGUGUGUUAGAACUGCUUUUCGUGAUUGCCAUGUUGUUAUGCCAUAGAAUUUGUAUGCCAUGUAUAGAUGAUAAGAGUCAUGUAAAUGGCAGUUAGGCGAGAGUAGAAGGCAUGUAUGCUUUAGAUGAUACAGUUUGCUGUUUGUCUUAAUACUAACAUUAUCAAGUCUUUGAAGCCGACUUCACUCCAUUUGAUAUCAGCACCAAUUCUUUAUUUAUUGAAUAUUUUAAAUUAUUGAAUGAUUGAAUUAAUUACUGAAGAUUAACAAUCUGUGCAUGUAUCAGUGCGAAAACCAGGAAAUGUUCACCUUUUUGGUUGUGUGUUGUGGAUUUCUUUUUUCUUCUUUUCUUUUCCCUUCUUUCAAAUUUGGCAUUUUAUGACUGUGCUAUUCCUAUUAGUAUUAGUUCAAGCUGUGUAAAUUCUCCUCAGCCUAAAAAGAAACUGAUGUUGUCACAUAUAUUAAAUGGAUGUGAUGAUUUCUUGAUAAUGGUACGUCAAACAGUCUAGGAAACAUGUAAACUUUGCUUUUAUCUAUAAACUGAAUGUUGGCAGAUCCCACAAAACUGAUUCAUUGAUCUAGGCAGUAAGGAAAAACAAUGCACUUCUGUCCCUAAUGCAUCCUCUGUUGUGAAUGAUGCUUUAUUUCACAUUCAUAUUUCUUUAUCAGGGUAAUCAAAAUUACAUUUAUUAUAGUAAUUUGUUUUUCUCCUUGCAUUGGUUUGUAUCAAACUGUAUGGCAGACUAUGUCUUUUGUAGAGGUAUGACUGAGAACAGGCUGGAAGUGGAGAAUGACAUGGGCAGAAAAUACAAAUUAUUGCUACUUUAUUGUAAAUGUAGCAAUUUGUGUUAAUAUUACUAUCCAGUUAUCUCCCUUAAGGCCAUUGUCUUUCACGAAUUUCUUUUAUUACACAGUGUACAGAUACUAAAGCAUGGUAAUUACUUGUAAGAUAGAUGAUGCCUUUAGCAUGAAAUAAAAACAAGCAUGAUUUCUUUAGCAUUCGGUGCCUAUAAUCAGCAACCUCAUAAGCAUAUUGUCAAGUACAUUGCAUGUAAUGUAUUGUUAAUAAGAAUGUCGCAAUAUGUUUCUUUUAUCAACAUGUUUGAAAGAAAGUGGUUUGUAGGACAUGUAUUUAAACAUUCAUUUCAAUCCUGUAAUUGUUUUGACACUAAGUGUCAAUUAUAGCUAUCUAAGGAUUGUCUAUUGGUCUUGUCAGGAGGAGCAUCCAGUUUUCAGUGUAGCCUAAUCAUGUUGUAUAGUACAAUGAAAACUAUGCCAUAUGUCAGUUUGUCAAGUCUGCUCUAUUAUUGUUUUCAUCCUUUUUUUUUUUUUUAUAUGUGUUUAAUUUAUAUAGAUUAUAAUGGUUUGGACAGCAUAAAUGAUACAUUACCAGGAAAAUUAUAUAUUAAGUACGGUACAAAUUUGUGAUUAUAUAUCAAUAUUUAUUUAAGGUGUUUCAUAUUUUGUUUGGAGAUAUGACGUGGUGCAUUCGGUAUGCAGGAGUGACUUAGAGUUUCCAAAUGUUUUUGCAACAGUAUGGUUGAAUCAGCUUGCUCGUUUGUGGUUUUGUUUUUAGAGUACAAAUAUAGUGCCAGCUGCACAAUCGGAUCUCUUAUUUAUAACGGAAGCACGAAGUGGUUUACGGUUUA
Liolophura sinensis is the source of this 6782-nucleotide messenger RNA. RefSeq names its product tripartite motif-containing protein 2-like. Lineage: Eukaryota; Metazoa; Mollusca; Polyplacophora; Chitonida; Chitonidae. Gene Ontology annotation, molecular function: ubiquitin protein ligase activity; zinc ion binding; protein binding. The transcript has 6 exons. Gene Ontology annotation, biological process: protein polyubiquitination; proteasome-mediated ubiquitin-dependent protein catabolic process. The coding region runs from base 607 to 2637 and encodes 676 amino acids. The record is from RefSeq and is a predicted model, not a curated record.